UUUUCACUGCAGGACAGCGAGACGCGGAGCACGUGAUUCUGCUGAAAGUCGCGGGAAAAACUGUCACAUUAAACCAGGGGAUCGGCUGCAUAUCGCUUUGUUCUUUAUCAUCAGCUGUUGCAUUUAUCUGCUUUCUGCAUUCAUUCAUCGCUACUCUUUUGGUGGAGCAAUGCUGACGAACAAGCUUUUCACUUUGGUGCUGGUGCGUCGGCCCGGAAUGGUUUUGCUUGGGAUGAAGAAGAGGGGCUUCGGCGCAGGAAGGUGGAAUGGCUUCGGAGGCAAAGUACAGCCCGGGGAAACCAUUGAACAUGCAGCUAAGCGCGAGCUUUUGGAAGAAAGCGGCCUUACCGUGGACACGCUGGUAAAGAUCGGAAACAUAAAAUUUGAGUUUGUGGGCGAAACGGAGAUCAUGGACGUUCACGUAUUCAGGGCGGAUUCUUUCAAGGGAAUCCCUACCGAGACAGAUGAAAUGAGGCCCAAAUGGUUUGACUGCAGCAAAAUCCCCUACGACCAGAUGUGGCCCGACGACAUCCUGUGGUACCCCCUCAUGCUGCAGGGCAAGAAGUUCCUGGGCUACUUCAGGUUUCAGGGACACGACCUGAUGCUCGAGCAGAAGCUGGAGGUGGUGCAGGAGCUCUGAGCGGGAGGGAGAGUACGGCCAUUUAGCUGCCACCCGCCAGGAGGUGCGAGUGGGCGUGGCCACCCUGACCACUGUCUGCUGCUUUUCAUACUCCGUCUAAAAGCGAGGAAGCGGGAGCAUAAAAAGGAAGCAAAAAAAUGUAUCUGCCUGCUGUAAAGACUCAGUGGGAGUCAAAGCCACCCACAACAUUCUUUCCUUGUAAUCCAUUUCAAAUUUCAAAUCCAGAGUAAACAUUAGGGAUUUCCCCCCUUUUACUUACUUAUUUGUGAUGCGUAGAGACUGCCACAGCUCUCUAAACCUAUGUGGUAUCUUGGUGCUUUCUUUUGCUUUAGAAGAGAGUCACAGUAGGGUGUAAUAUAGCUAAAAAUAUCGAAAUCUGGAAGUAUUUAGAAAGGACGUGGAUAUUUUACGGGUGGCACUGAGUUGUCUGCUGAAACCCACUGAUCUGCAGCCCAGUCGCCUGUGAAAUACUCUUCUGCCAAAGAGGGUGAUUGAUGUUUAAACAUUAGCUUUGGAUUAAGAAUAGACCGUCAGUCAGUCUCAGUGAUGAUACACAUACUUGCCAUCUGAUAUUUUCAGAAUGGUGCCUCAUGAUGGAUGUGACCAUAGCUGGGUAUCUCCCUGUAAUGUUUCUCAUGUUUAAAAAUAUAUAUAUAUAUUGGCAUGUUGGACCUUAUUUAAAAAAAAAAAAAAAAAAAACUUGGUGUAAUGUUCUGAAAUUUCCAACUUAUGCUGGCAAAUGGAUGUCAGUAUUCUCAGAAUGGUUAAAGUUAAUAGGAAGUGGAAACCAAGCUGUCAAUUUAAACAGAUGAUUUUUUGUUUUCUAAUUCAUUUUAAACCUAGCUUGGGUUGUUUCCAUUUCAGGACAAAUACACAAGUGUGUUUCAAAAACAUUUCAGGCACUGAAAUUGACUGUCAGCCAUCUGGAAAUAAUGUCCACACUUUGCAUUUCUGUAGGACAAAUGAUUUAUGUGCAUUUCAUUUCAUGUCAUAAUUUAAACUGAUUUGCUGUGAUUAUAUCAAAGACAACUGAAAAUACAUAGUAACGAUGUACGAUGUUUUGCAUUUGCCCAAAUAUGGGAAUUAUCUGUGAUCAGUUAUGAAUAAAUUUGGAUCUUUGUUAAAAA
This is a messenger RNA of Brienomyrus brachyistius, 1767 nucleotides long. It is a transcript of the gene nudt1, whose product is annotated as nudix (nucleoside diphosphate linked moiety X)-type motif 1. NCBI's taxonomy places the organism in Eukaryota, Metazoa, Chordata, Actinopteri, Osteoglossiformes, Mormyridae. Gene Ontology annotation, molecular function: 8-oxo-7,8-dihydroguanosine triphosphate pyrophosphatase activity. Gene Ontology annotation, biological process: DNA protection. The record is from RefSeq and is a predicted model, not a curated record. The transcript is spliced from 4 exons. The coding region runs from base 170 to 640 and encodes 156 amino acids.